Messenger RNA from Punica granatum (pomegranate), 1343 nucleotides. The record is from RefSeq and is a predicted model, not a curated record. Lineage: Eukaryota; Viridiplantae; Streptophyta; Magnoliopsida; Myrtales; Lythraceae.
GCAUUUCAUUACCGCGUGAAAACCCCGUCCGUCAUUACCAUCCCACGCCACGUCUUGUCUUUCUUCUGUUUGCUUAAUCGGUAAGGGUCUGUCUGACGAGGAGACGCAGCGCAGAGAAGAGAAAGGAAAGAGAGAGAGAGGGCAUAGCCGUCAUUCGUUAAAGAAUCCCAUUCCAUUCCUGAACUGUCGGCGGCUCGGCCUCGCCCCUUCCUCAGCUUUCCCGGAGGAAUUCGAUUCCCCCACAUAAGAAAGAAAAGCAGAGGACCCGGAAGCAGAGGGUGAGCGAAGAUGGGGCUUCUCUCCAACAGGGUUGACAGAGAGAGCCUGAAGCCCGGCGAUCACAUCUAUUCUUGGAGGACUGCUUACAUUUACGCUCACCACGGCAUCUACGUUGGAGAGAACAAGGUCAUCCACUUCACCAGAGGGGGCCAAGAAGUCGGGACUGGGACGGCAUUGGACCUACUGCUGGUAAGCUCGGGACCGUCCCGAUCCCGUGUCCCGUGCCCGACCUGUACUCCUCCAGAGGCGGGCCACGGGGUUGUCUCAUCCUGCCUCGACUGCUUCCUCUCAGGUGGGAUCUUAUACCGCUUCGGGUACUCUGUCUCCCCUGCCCACUUCCUUGCGAAGGCCCGGGGUGGGACCUGCACCCUUGCUGUGUCCGACCCAAAUGACCUGGUGGUCCAUCGAGCAAAAUAUCUAUUGGAGAAUGGUUUCGGCUGCUACAACGUCUUUAAGAACAACUGCGAGGACUUUGCAAUAUACUGCAAGACGGGUCUCCUCGUGCUGGACCAGGGGACGAUCGGGCAAGGAGGUCAGGCGGUCUCCAUUGUGGGUGGGCCCCUUGCAGCAGUCCUUUCCAGCCCGAUCCGCCUUGUGACGACAAAUGUGUAUGGGAUGGCGGCAGUAGCUGUCGGAGUUUACUGUGCCAGCAGAUAUGCAGCCGAUAUAGGGAGCGGUAUGAGGAGGGAUGUGGUGAAGGUGUCCGUGGAGGACCUCACGACGCGGCUUGCCACAGGGUUGCUCCAAGUAAUCGAUCCUCUUCCCGUACCAGCCCCCGUCAGUUGAUUACUGCCAUUUGCUAUGGUCUCCUCUUGUUUGGAUAAUAAAUAAAAUAAGAUAUUCAGCAUUUCCUCAUUUUUUUGAGUAGUUACUUCCCCUGAGGUUCAAUAAUUUUUAUUUAAAGCAAGGGGAAUAGAAUAGUAUAUAUGAAACCUCCCUGUAAUUUGUUUGUUUUGGGGAUGCAUUGAAUCGUAACAAAUAGUUUCAUCUGCUCAAUGUUGCAGAUGUUCUGUCCGUUGUACUGUUCUUGGUUUUGUUUAAGAGACUGGUCUUGUUAUGCUUUC